CGCGAUGGUCUCUGUGCUGCAGAUCGCUCGCUGAAAAGGCGACGCUGUCAGGGAAACACACAUGCAGAAAGAAGGGGUCCCACAUUUCUGGAGUGCCCUCCAUUCCUGCUAGCUGGUGAUGCAAAAAAUCACUCCUCUGCGUAUCUCCAGCGCCGGAUUUCUCAUGUGUCGCUGUUGAAACCGAAAUCUGAAGAGCGAGAGAGAGGAGAAUUUUAAAAAUCAAUAUAGGACGAGAAAAAAAACGCCGACCACCAACAGUGGAGCACAUUGAAACGAGGGAGAAGAUCCAGAGUGAACAGCUGUAUUGACCGAUGAGCAUCAGUGGAUGAUAACCGAGCUUUCAACAAGUACGGCGAUAUUUGCAAUAUGUGAGAGCGGAGAACAGAACCAGCUAUGCCUCUGGUGAAGAGGAGCAUCGAGCCGCGGCACUUGUGCCGGGGCGCUCUGCCAGAGGGCGUAACCAGUGAACUUGAGUGUGUCACCAACAGCACACUGGCAGCAAUCAUAAAGCAGCUCGGCAGCCUGAGCAGGCAUGCGGAAGACAUAUUUGGGGAGUUGUUCAAUGAGGCCAACAGCUUCUACAUGCGGAUGAACAGUCUGCAGGAAAGAGUGGACCUCCUGGCUGUGAAGGUCACACAGCUGGACUCCACUGUGGAGGAAGUGUCCCUUCAGGACAUCAACAUGCGGAAGGCCUUCAAGAGCUCUACCAUUCAGGACCAGCAAGUGGUUUCCAGGACGUCCAUCCCAAACCCUGUCAUGGAACGCUAUCAGGACUGCGACAAGCCCCCGCCCCUCAACAUCCUCACCCCAUACCGGGAUGACAAGAAGGAUGCUCUCAAGUUCUACACGGAUCCAUCUUACUUCUUUAACCUGUGGAAGGAGAAGAUGCUGCAGGCCACUGAGGACAAGAGGAAGGAAAAGAGGAGGCAGAAGGUGAGGGAGCAAAAGCAAGUGGAGGACCCAAGUCGCGAGGUUAAGAAAGUGCGUAAAGCACGGAACCGGCGGCAGGAGUGGAACAUGAUGGCGUACGACAAGGAGCUGCGUCCGGAUACGCACUUCACACCAUCGCCCUACCACGGGAUGUCCUCAGAGGGCUCCCUCUCACCCGACAGCAGGUCUGUGGCCUCGGAUGUGGGUGACCGGUCCUACCCUGCCAGCCCCAACCACCCUGCCCAGCAGGCCGGUGCCUCUGGCGCCCACUCAGUAACGGAGGGCAGAGAAAUGUUGACGGCCCCCUCCCAGACCCAGUCGCUGGACCGCCCCUUCCGUCCGGCUGGCACCGCCCCCAGCGGCAGGCAGAACUCCCUGGGCCGCGUGCAGCCCCCCCACGCUGCCCCGCCUGUGGACUCUGCCCUCAACGGCCCCCGCUCACAAGCGGUCAAAGAUUACGGCAGUCAGCAGAUGCCCAUGCCAGAGUACUUCGUACCCCCAGCCCCUCCCCCACCACCACCCCUCAUCCCGUCCGCCCAGACAGCCUUCGACAGCCCGGCGACACCCCCCGCCUUGCCCCCCAACGCGGUGGCUGCCAUGUCCCGCCCAUACACCCCAUCUCCCCCUCCGCCUCCCGCCUCCUACGUCCCAUCUCCUUCCCACCCACCCUCUGGCGGCCCACCCAUGGCCCCCCCACCCCCGCCACCUGGGCCCCCAACCCACGCCUUCUCUCCAGCCCGCGCCGUGGUCCCGCCUGCUGGUGAGCCAGUGCCCAGGAAGGGCCAGGUGCCGCUGAUCCCUAUGAGUGAUGCCCGCAGCGACCUGCUGGCCGCCAUUCGCAGAGGCAUCCAGCUGCGGAAGGUGCAGGAGCAGCGUGAGCAGGAAGCUAAGAAGGAGCCAGUGGGCAACGAUGUGGCCACCAUCCUGUCACGCCGCAUCGCCGUGGAGUACAGCGAGUCAGACGACGACUCGGAGCUGGACGAGAAUGAAUGGUCCGACUGAGGAAGACGAGCUGGCGCAGGGAGAGGAAGAGGCCGGGCCUGCGCAUAGCAAGACCUGCUGCGGCCGGUUCUGAGCUGCUCUCACAUUACCACCUACUCUGUUAACACUCUUAUAACUCAGAGGGGAGAAGGGGGGGGUCCAGGCAGACUCAUGCACCUGCACUCUCAAAGACAUUCCUAUAUACACUCACACUAACAACACUGACGCAAACAGUCUCAGGCGGGAGAUGGAAUAGGCAGUAGCUGAGAUAUUAGGGCGCCCUCUAGUGGAAAUAUGAGGGUGAGCAAGAUCCAUUUAACACCAGACAUGUUCUGUUGAUGUGUAUAUCGUAUACAGUAUUUAUGGUUAAAACAUCCAGGUUCUGCCGGACAAGUCCAAGUCAGCUGCUAAGUAAAGGGCACAAAAUCCACGAUCAUGUCCAAAAUUUAGGCAACGUCCACCAUCCUCCCGAGAGACCCCCUACCCUCCUCAAAUAAGUUUUGUCCUAUUAAAGUGACCUCAUUCCGCAUCCCAAUGUCGAGCCGUUUUGGUGGUUCCCCAGUCGCGGUUUAAUUUACAGCUGCCUAUACAUACCAAUACAACGAAGGCGUCGGCGAUUUCACGCCUGCACAUUUGUAAACCAGCCAAACAUCGACUGUACUGAAUGAGUCCGAAAACCUUUUGAGAUCGUCGCAGUGCUUAUGUAUAAAGCAUCCAGCUCGAACAAUCCUCACACAUCCGCUCAUGCGAGAGCAGCAGGGGAAGCUGUCAGAUGAGGACUAAGUACAUUUACGAUAAGAUUAAAUCUCUGUGUGUGCGUGUACAUGUGUGUCCAUCAGGAAACGAUUACUUAAUUAUUUAAUCAAUAUAAAGCACAAACUGUCUCGAACGCGUUCUGCCUACGUACCAAACAAAAAGAGGAAAGGCCCCGCUACCCCGGUGUUGUGUAAUUGGGCACGCGGUAUAUCCAUUCCCACCAAAAAAAUGCUUUAUAAGUGUGUGCUAGCGGAGCGCCGAUGCCCAGCAUGUUAAAACAUCGAUUUUUAGGUUUAAUAAUAAAGGGCGGAUAAACAUGCGGUGGCUCUGUAAAGCUAGAAUUUCUGCAAUCACACGGCUAACAUUUAAUGUAAGUACACUGGUCACGAACCUAUAUGUAAAUAUGUACACAGGGCUGCCAUUUAACAGUUCUUCGGUGACUUUCGAUGCCCCGUUUUUUCCUUUAUUUCAGUAUCGGCUAAGAUGUAUUUCUCUGUGCGUCUCGGACAGUGACGGUGAGGCUUAAGCCGGGGCAGGGGUCUGAAUCUCCGUUUUCGUCGUCGUUGUUUUAGUGCCGCCGGGAUGUGUGAGAACUGGGACAGUGCAACUUCCAACUUUACUACUGAAUUUACUCAUCAACAACUGAGAUGUCUGUUUGGCCUGCAUUUAGUAAGUAUAUUUUGUGUUUUAAAUGAGCCGUUGUAUAGAUUUUUGGUAAGACUGCUUGUAAAGUACCUUUAUCUGAAGAACAAACGUGUAUGUAUCCAUGGAGCAAAAUAUAGGUGAUUAUGCAUGUGCGGAAUACUAAUAAAACUAUGGAAACAAAAA
Molecule: messenger RNA, 3495 nt
Organism: Brienomyrus brachyistius
Lineage: Eukaryota; Metazoa; Chordata; Actinopteri; Osteoglossiformes; Mormyridae
Exons: 10
Coding region: 394-1932 (512 amino acids)
Biological process (GO): positive regulation of Arp2/3 complex-mediated actin nucleation; actin cytoskeleton organization
Cellular component (GO): cytoskeleton; SCAR complex
Molecular function (GO): actin binding; protein kinase A regulatory subunit binding; Arp2/3 complex binding
Source: RefSeq, a predicted model, not a curated record